Molecule: messenger RNA, 3936 nt
Organism: Rotaria socialis
Lineage: Eukaryota; Metazoa; Rotifera; Eurotatoria; Philodinida; Philodinidae
Source: the annotation of a GenBank genome assembly
AUGAAAUCUUAUCAAAGUAAUCCAAGUCCAUUUCUGUAUGCAAAUAAAUGGUCGCAAAUUUUUCACAAUUGGAUAUCAGUAUUAAUUAAUCUAAGUCAUAAACAAGGAACAGUUUAUCUAAACGAUGUUUACGAUAUUCUUCCGGAAUAUGAAUCAAAACAACUUACCGAUACAUUACAAAACAAUUGGUUUGAUGAAUUGAAACGAUCUCCUCAAAAUCCAAGUCUUUUGCGCGCUACUAUUCGGACGCUCGGAUGGGAACCGAUGAUGAUUGGUCUUCUUUUUAUUCCUAAUAAAAUAUCAACUCUAAUACAACUAUUAUUAAUUGUAUAUAUAAUGGAAUUUUUUAAACCAUGUUCUACGAUGUCUAUUCCAUUCGUAUGUUUUCUAGCUAUUCUUAUGUCUUUAACUGUCAUGAGUUUUAGUUUUUUCCAUCAUAGAUAUUAUUAUUUAGCUGAGAUUUUUUCAAUUCGAAUGCGUAUUGCCUAUCAAGGUUUAAUUUUUCGCAAGGUUCUUCGUUUAUCGAGUCGUUCUUUAAAUACAUUGAGUUCAGGUGAAAUAACAAAUCUUUUCUCAAAUGAUGCCACACAAAUUCAAAUGAUUUUAAUUUCUUUUAAUUAUCUAUGGUCCACACCGUUGGAUAUCAUUGUUAUGGUAGUUUUGUUUUGGCAUUUUAUGAAUUAUAUUUCAUUAAUCGCUAUCGGUUAUACUAUUUUAAUUGUAUUGAUUGCAACUCUUAUUGGCCACAUAGCAGUUUAUUAUCGAACAAAAAUUUUGGAAGUUACAGAUAAACGUGUGAAAAUAAUGGCUGAAAUUAUCAAGUCCAUGCGGAUUGUUAAAAUGUAUUGCUGGGAAUCGGCAUUCAAUAGGGAAGUUCGUUUUGUGAGAAAACAUGAAAUCGUUCGUUAUGCUAUUCGUUUUAUUUUUGAUUCUAUACAAAUAAUUUUCACACAAACUUAUAUUACUGUAUCAUUUUUAAUUAUCUUUGGAAUCAUGUGGCUAUUAAGCAUGCAUUUUGACACGGGAUUAUUUGCUGUUGCUUCUUGUAUGCUCGGUUAUUUAGAAAUAUCAUUGAUGGAGUUUGGCAUGGGAAUGCAUGACCUUGUUCAUUAUGCCGCUGCAGAAAAAAGAAUACAAAAAUUUCUUUUACUUGAUGAAUUUGAAAAAGAUCGCCGUUCAAAAUCAACAGUAUCUGAAACAGUUGAUUAUGGCUUAGAUAACCAGAUGACUUCGUCUUCGAAAGUUGAAUGCCAUAUAAGUCAAGCAUAUUGGGAAACGGAUGGAUUAUUUUCGCUGAAAAACGUUAUUUUUCAUGCUGAUCCAGGUGAUUUGAUUUGUGUCAUUGGACCGGUUGGAUCUGGCAAAAGUUCUCUUUUACAAACAUUAACGAAUGAAAUAACAUUUUUGAAUGGCAGCAUUCAGCUACAGGAUUCAUUUUGCUAUGUUCCUCAAGAACCUUGGAUUUUUUCGUCAACUAUAAAGGAAAAUAUCAUUUUUGGUGAAGAAUAUAAUUCGAAAAAAUUUCAACGUGUCAUUCAAGCAGUUGCACUGGACACAGACUUCGCUCAACUGCCCAAUGGAGCUAAUACACUAGUUGGUGAUCAAGGUGUGAUGCUAUCGGGAGGACAAAAAGCACGUGUAAAUAUGGCAAGAGCACUUUAUCGUAAUACCGAUAUCUAUUUAUUAGAUGAUCCUUUGUCCGCUGUGGAUGUUCAAGUUUCUAAACAUCUUUUUGAAAGAUGUAUUAAAGAUUAUCUUCAUGAAAAAAUCUGUAUUCUUGUUACUCAUCAAAUACAAUUUUUACAAGAUGCAACUAAAAUUAUUGUUCUAAACAAUGGCGAAAUGGUUCAUAUGGGUACAUAUUCAGAAUUACUCGAAUCUUCAUCAUCUUUUAGUAAUUUACUGAAGAAAAUCAAUCAACAAGAACACAAGGAACAUUCAAAAGAUACUCGAAUACAAAGUAUCUCUCGAUAUGUUUCAGUUUCUGAAAGUAUCAGCGAAGAAAAACAAUUGUUAUUAUCAGAUGAUUUAGAGACAAAAGCGAAAGGUUCCGUAAAUUGGCGUGUAUAUGUGGAAUAUUUACGCGCUGGUGCUGGUCUAAUUCUUGGUCUUAUACUAUUAAUAUCAGUGUUUAGUAUGCGCGAAGCAAUAUUUUUUUUCUGCAAUUGGUGGCUGGCAGAAUGGAGUGAAGAUAAAGAUUACCGUCGUGAUCAAGUUAGAAAUUGUACUGAAGAUAGUAACAAGAAAAUGAAUGAAAUACGAUCAAUGAAUAGCCAAGAAUGGGCUCAUCAUCAACGUUGGAGAUUCUAUUUCUAUUGUGGUAUUGCAUGCAUACUCGUGAUACUAACUCUACUUCGUACGAUCACUUUGAAAGUGAUAUGUUUGAAUGCUAGUCGAGUACUUCAUAAUAAAAUGUUUCAAAGGAUUAUUCAUUGUCCAAUUUCAUUUUUCGAUUUAAAUCCUAUUGGUCGAAUAUUGAAUCGUUUUACGAAAGAUAUGGCUAUCGUUGAUGAAGAACUACCGAAGACAAUUUUCGAUUUUUUACCCUGUUUUUUUCAAGUAAUAGGCAUCAUGAUUCUUGUCAGUUGGCUCAAUCCAUGGGCAUUUAUACCAUCAGGAAUAGCAACUAUGUGCAUGUUAUAUAUUCGAUAUCGUUUUGCUCAUUGUUCGCGAGAUCUCAAACGACUUGAAGGCAUUACGCGAAGUCCUUUUUAUUCUUAUUUAACAUCAACCAUUCAUGGACUUAAAGUUAUUCGUUCUUGUCACGCUGAGAAUGUAUGUGCGUCAGAAUUUUUCUCCCAUGUUGAUACUAAUACUCGUGUGGAAUAUUUGUUUCUAACAACGUCUCGAUGGGCUGUUAUUCGAUUCGAUUGGGUGACCGUUUUCUUCGUUGCCAUUGUCACACUACUUGGCAUUGGUCUUCGUGUUUUUGGCCGUCAAUUUUCAUCUGCAGAUAUUGCGUUAACAUUAUCGUAUAGUCUCAGUUUGAUGGGUCUCUUACAAUGGACUAUUAGACAAUCGGUUGACAUCGAAACAAAAAUGACAUCAGUCGAACGCAUACUUGAAUAUUGUUCGCUCGGUCAAGAAACAUCUGUUCAACGGCUGCCUAAAUAUGAACCAUCGAUUAAUUGGCCAUCGCACGGUCGUAUUGUUUUCGACAAUGUAUCAAUAUCAUAUUUUCAAGAUUCACCAUUGGUUCUUCGUGGAAUAUCAUUAAACAUUGAACCUGGUGAAAAAAUUGGUAUCAUCGGAAGAACAGGCUCUGGUAAAAGUUCAUUUAUUCAAGCUCUUUUUCAAAUGGCGAUACUUGUCGAUGGACAUAUUCAAAUUGAUAAUGUCGAUAUAGCAACUGUUGAAUUAUACGAUGUACGAAAUCGUAUUUCAAUUAUUCCACAAGAUCCUGUUCUAUUUCAUGGUACAAUGAGAAGUAAUCUUGAUCAAUUCGGUCAUUAUUCCGAUGCAGAAAUAUGGAAUGCACUUGAACAAGUACAAUUGAAAUCGUUAGUAAGAAAUAGCAUGCCCAAUGGUCUUCUUUCAUCAGUGAAUGAGAGUGGAUCGAACUUAAGUGUUGGCCAAAAACAAUUGGUAUGUUUAGCACGAGCUAUACUGAAAAAAAGUAAAAUUCUUGUGAUUGAUGAAGCAACUGCUAAUGUUGAUAAUGCAACUGAUGAAUUGAUUCAGAGAGCAAUAUGUGAUCAAUUUAAAGCAUGUACCGUAUUAACAAUAGCACAUCGGUUACGUACAGUCAUUGAUAGUGAUCGCAUUAUGGUGCUUAGUAAUGGAGAAUUGGUCGAGUUCGAUACACCGGAAACAUUACUAUCAGAUGUUCAAUCUCAUUUUGCUAUAUUAGUCGAACAAACAGGAACCAAUGAAGCUGACUAUUUACGAACAAUAGCAAAUUUAAAACUCUCGAUGAACAAAUCAAAAGAACAAUAG